Molecule: messenger RNA, 3297 nt
Organism: Drosophila ananassae
Lineage: Eukaryota; Metazoa; Arthropoda; Insecta; Diptera; Drosophilidae
Gene: Dh44-R2
Product: diuretic hormone receptor
Exons: 12
Coding region: 657-2081 (474 amino acids)
Biological process (GO): cell surface receptor signaling pathway; adenylate cyclase-modulating G protein-coupled receptor signaling pathway
Cellular component (GO): plasma membrane
Molecular function (GO): diuretic hormone receptor activity; peptide hormone binding; G protein-coupled peptide receptor activity
Source: RefSeq, a predicted model, not a curated record
GCCGCAGUUUGGCGCUGUCUUUGGCCGCCAGUGGACGCAUUUGCUCGUUCGUCGCAACUUCUACGUCGCUAACAGUUGUCCGGCGUAAUCGUAAUCCGGCGUACAAUCUCGCGCAGCAUCUCUGGCACAUCCAAGUCGAAAGCGACCAGCGCCGCAGGCUUAGUUUUGUUUUCGUCACAAUUCCCUGCUAUUGUUUAUUGUUAUUGUUCUUGUGCCAAUUUAGGAAGUAACGUAUUUGAUUUCAUCUAAAUUUAAACGUGUUCCCAAGUCUUAAAUGUGUCAUGUCGCGAUCGUGGGUGUGCGUGUGUAUGUGUUAAGUAAUGCAAACAAAUAAAUGAUAAUGAUAAAAAGGCGAUAAACGUUUAAAGCGGCACACAAAACUACAAAUAAAAAUACAAAAAAAAAUACAAAAUUAAUAUAAUAAUAAGAAAACCCCAUAUUCGUUUAAUUGCGCAUCGUCCGUCGGUGGAGGAGAAAGUGCUGACGGAGUUCAGGAGCGGAGACGCCUUCGUUGACAGGUUCCUGCUGUCUACCAUAUUGCAACGCUGCAGCAGCCGACGCGUCAGUGCUGAGUGGGUCAUCAUUCAUCCGCCCGCCCGUAAUUGCGGCAGCACGUCAAAGUCAAUACCCAACCACCAACCAUUAAACCACCUCGCAUGGCCGACGACGAUCUGCGUGCCCUGGUGGACAGCCUGGACGACGCCUCGCCGGAGAACCUGGCCAACGUCAUCGCCAACUUCUCGCUGGACAUGCUGCAGCGGGCGAGCGCCCUAAUUGGCGCCCAGCAGCCACACAGCGGGGAGCUCCUCGUCAAUCGAACGCAGCAGUGCCAGCAGCAGCAGCGGCAGGAGGAGCUGGAGGCGGCUCGGAACCUAACGGGAGGUGGCAAGCGGAUUCUGCAAUGUCCCAGCUCAUUUGAUUCUGUUCUGUGUUGGCCUCGUACGAACGCCGGAAGUUUGGCGAUACUGCCCUGUUUUGAGGAAUUUAAGGGUGUACAUUACGACACAACAGAAAACGCCACUAGGUUCUGCUUUGAGAAUGGCACAUGGGAUCACUAUUCGGACUAUGAUCGCUGCCAUCAGCAGUCGGGUUCUAUACCAGUAGUGCCAGACUUUUCUCCCAGUGUCGAUUUACCUGCAAUUAUCUAUGCCUGUGGCUAUUUUUUAAGCUUUGCCACCUUAGUAGUAGCCCUUAUUAUAUUCCUCAGCUUCAAAGAUCUACGCUGCCUGCGAAAUACAAUUCAUGCGAAUCUAUUCCUCACCUACAUCACCUCAGCUUUAUUAUGGAUUCUCACCUUGUUUCUGCAAGUGAUAACCACAGAGUCAAGCCAGGCUGGGUGCAUAACGUUGGUCAUCAUGUUUCAAUACUUUUACCUAACCAACUUUUUCUGGAUGUUUGUCGAGGGUCUUUAUCUGUACACUUUGGUGGUGCAAACGUUCUCCAGCGAUAACAUUAGCUUUCUUAUCUACGCCCUGAUAGGCUGGGGCUGUCCAGCUCUUUGCAUUUUGGUCUGGUCCAUAGCCAAGGCAUUUGCCCCGCAUCUCGACAAUGAGCACUUUAUUGGGCUUGAAAUCGACUGCGCUUGGAUGCGUGAAUCUCAUAUUGAUUGGAUUUUCAAGGGCCCUGCCUCGCUGGCUCUUCUAAUUAAUUUAGUUUUUCUCAUUCGCAUUAUGUGGGUUCUCAUCACGAAACUACGGUCUGCUCACACAUUAGAAACACGGCAGUAUUACAAAGCCUCCAAAGCCCUGCUGGUGUUAAUUCCGCUUUUUGGCAUUACCUAUCUGCUGGUCUUAACCGGCCCGGAGCAGGGCAUCAGUCGUAAUCUCUUUGAGGCCAUUAGAGCCUUUCUCAUUAGCACACAGGGCUUCUUUGUGGCGCUCUUCUACUGUUUCCUUAACUCGGAGGUGCGCCAGACGUUGAGGCAUCGCUUUAUCCGGUGGCGCGAGAGUCGGAAUAUUAACCGAAGCAGUUCCAUCAAAAAUCGCAGGCAUCGCGCCUCCAAAGACUACUCGCUGAGAUCGCGAACCGAAAGUCUACGACUGACAUCAACAAGUCCCGUACCCACCGGACACUACGAAUGAUCAACAAACACACCCAAAUAAUGUAUACGACCGAGAUUUUCCCCCAUACACAUAUCCCCCUAUUGUUCAUAAGUAUUGCAUGCUAGUUUACACCCUAAGAACCCAGAUUAAAGUAUUAUAUUUUUUUAUAUACACAUCAUAAAAACCAGAUUACUUGUUAUUUGUCCCCAAAACGUUAAUCCCCAAAUCGACUUUCAGCACGGAGGAGUGUGUGAUCUGUCUACGCCCAUCGCCCCAUACGCGACUGGGGCCACUGCAGCGCUACCACAGCAUCGACAUCACAGACUUUGUUUAGAGGUUUUAUUCUUUCCAACCAAUCCAUAGUAUUAGUCGACUUCGUGGCGCAUGAGGCGCUCGUAGAACUGGCCAAAAACAAACCCCUCAGUAUCGUAGGUCCUGUAGAGGCGAUACCAGUCCUCGCUGACGUGUCGGUUCUGGUAAACGGGCUGACAAUGGCUGGGAAAGUAGUCGAUCGUGGCGUACUUGAUCAGAUCGAACUCGCAGGGUGCAUGCAACAGUUUCAGAUCGCCUUUGGCAUCCGGUCCGGGCUCAUCGCGCGGCAGUCUCCUCUUAGCCAGCGCCGUGGGCUGCUCCUGGCUGAUCUCUACUCCCAGCUGCAAGUUGGAGUUGAAGCAGACUCCAGUCUUUGAAAGCCAACAUCGAAACUCACCAACAGGAAGAGCAUGAAAAGUUUAUAAAUUUCACUCCACUUCAUAGAGUUCCUGUAUCAAAUAUAUAUAUAAUUAAAAAAAUAUGCCAGAUUCCAAAAUGAUGUCAUCGAAUUCGAAAACCUGCUUAGACUGAAUUUGAAGUUUAUUUUCAAAAGUGACUUGGAGUUAUGGCGCAAAAUCGAAAACAAAUGCAGAUUCAUGAAUUCGAUUGUUCGUUUUCCUCAAAGUCUUAUUUAAGAAAUUAACUACGAGAAAGUUGCUAAAAUAGGGAUUUAAUUAUUCAUUCCGAAUGUAAAAUAUGUAUUUAGAAAUAUUGAAAAUAAACAAAACUGUGAAUUCCCUAACCAUUGUCCCCCAGUUAGUGUAGAUCCUAAAUUAGCUACUAAUUUGCUAGUCGUGAGUUUUUGUUGAAAAUGUAAUUUAAUUUAAUGUAUUUAACUUAAGACGCAGACGCGACAAAGAAAGAAAACCAAAGAAACACAAAAGAUCAUUUGAUGUAACGUUAAACUUAUCCAUUAAUGUUCUGCGAAUAAAGCUUUUAAAAA